GACCACCAAAAAAAAGAAUGCAGAUUUCUUCCCUUUUCUUUAGAAUAUUAUCUUUAAUUGGAACUCACUCUAUUCCACUUCUAACCUCCUUUUUAAAGUAUGCAAACUCCAAAUCCAAAAUGAACAGUUCAACAAAAUAUCUCUUUCCAUGUAAAUCAUGCAUCCAAAUACUUAACCUCCAAAUCAAGGAUACACAUAUGUAUAAGACCUCCAAGUGGAGCAACUUUCCUAUCUCUGUGUGUGUGUGUGUGAGAGAGAGAGAGAGAGCAAAUACACAGCCAUUCAUCUCAGUUUAGAGCACAGCCAUGGCGCCUUCUGAAAACUCAGGCAGCAAUGGCAAGACCAGUGUUGUGGUGACGGCCCUAGACGGAGUCAUAAACGUAAAUUCACUCUUCACCAUUGCCAUCUUUGUGGGACUAUCUCUUGCAACUCCGGGCCAAAAAAGCCUCAACAGUAGCGAGCGUUGUCAGCCAGGGAUUCUAACAGUAAAGCAACUAGUAAUCUUCGAGGUGCUUUCGUUCAGUUUCUUUCUCUUCUCAUCACUAGUGGCACAGGCCAUAAAACUCUCCCUCAAUCUCCUCGGUAGCGAAGAGUUAGCUCACGGUUUCAGUGUUGUUGUCAAUGAAAGACUCCUUAAAACAGGGAUGUUGAUGACAGCAAUCUCCUCUGUUAUGGGGUGCUUGUUUCUAAUGGUUUCUAUGUUGCAUGUGAUUGAGAUCAAAACUGGCAGGCUGUUCUGUGGAGCUAAAUCUACUAUUAUAUCAGUUACUUUCCUCAUAAUCCUGGUGGUUUCUGGUCUUCUGGUCUAUAUUUCUGCAGCAUGGUAUGCAUUUACCCAUGCACGCGUCCACCUCCAUGAAUAGAGGACUGGUCGAUAGCUGUUUUGCUUCUGCUUGAUUUGCCAAGCUUUUGGAGUUCUACCAAGUCCUAUUUCAUUUACUAGUAUUUUCUAAUAACAUUGUGUGUCCAGAUUAGUUUGUGUGUAGCUCAAAUAUUCUAUCAGACACUUGUUAACUCCCACAAAAACAGGUACCAGAUAACUAUGGCCAACCGGUACCAGGGCAGUAACUCAACUAGAUAAUAGAGGAGCUUCAUCCCUGUCUUGUUUUUCAGCUUUGGUCCAGUAGGCCAAAUUUACGGCUAAGUCACAGACCCUUUGUAAGGGGAACUGUUAUUUCAUUUUUUUUUUUUUUCUUUUCGUCGUUUGGUUUGAUGGACAGGAAAGUCCACACUGGAAAAUCAUAUGGAAGAUUUUCCCUGUUGUCUAAGAUAUUUAAUAGAGUUAAUUUCAUUGCACUAA
Molecule: messenger RNA, 1300 nt
Organism: Lycium ferocissimum
Lineage: Eukaryota; Viridiplantae; Streptophyta; Magnoliopsida; Solanales; Solanaceae
Exons: 2
Coding region: 306-863 (185 amino acids)
Source: RefSeq, a predicted model, not a curated record